Molecule: messenger RNA, 930 nt
Organism: Ixodes scapularis (black-legged tick)
Lineage: Eukaryota; Metazoa; Arthropoda; Arachnida; Ixodida; Ixodidae
Product: acetylcholinesterase-like
Exons: 3
Coding region: 1-930 (309 amino acids)
Biological process (GO): choline metabolic process; acetylcholine catabolic process
Cellular component (GO): plasma membrane
Molecular function (GO): acetylcholinesterase activity
Source: RefSeq, a predicted model, not a curated record
AUGUUGCCCGGAGGAAAAAUGCUGAAGAUCUUGGAUCGCCACGUUUUGGCGUACCUCAAUGUUCAGUACGGUCGUGUGACAAAGCGAUUUCAGCGCGCCCAUCUUGUGAAACGUUCUGAAAACACUGCAGCACCCAAAGACACCAACGAACGACUAAGAUCAACAUCGUGUGCCCAAGUCCAUUACAGUCCUUUUCCCUCGUAUCCAUUCCCAAACUCCAUCGACCUUGAAGAUUGUCUCUACGUCAACAUUUGGGCUCCAGUAGAUGAAAACAACGACGCUUUUAGACCCGUUGUGGUUGUUCUUGCCGGUGGCAAUUUCAACGCCGGAGGCAGCGGUGACUACGAGUUCUACGAUGGAGCCAUUAUGGCUGCCCUGUGGAACCAAGUUGUGGUGACUCCAAACUAUAGAGUCGGACUCUUUGGGUUCUUAAACGAGCUCGCAGUGAACGUAUCUGAAAACGUGGCCAUAGCAGAUCAGGAGCUCUUGUUCCGAUGGGUUCAGUCUUACAUACAUUUGUUUGGCGGAUCUCUGAAGCAACUCCACGGGGCUACAAGUUACGAAAAUGUUGUGAAUCAUUACAUGAAGCAGGCAGGUAGACGACCAAUAGAAUCCCUACAAAAGGCCAUUGGGGACUUUGUCGUCCAUUGCCCGAUGAACAUCUUUGCGAAGAGUUAUGCGAGCUCGGGAAAAGACGUGUACAUGUAUCAUUUUAAGCACGUACCGCAAUACCGAUGGUGGCCGCUGUGGAUGGGGUCGCCGCAGAUGCUGGACUGGUUCUACAUUUCCGGAAACCUUCUAAAACUUAAAGAUAGAGAAGUAAAUGUCGAGGACGGCGAUGUGAAGCUUUCACAAAAGAUGGCCAGCCUGCUUGCCUGUUUCGCGGAAACAGGGCGUAUGUAUUUAAGGGGAUUUCAACAAAUUUUGUAA